Messenger RNA from Colletotrichum spaethianum, 546 nucleotides. RefSeq lists its product as uncharacterized. NCBI's taxonomy places the organism in Eukaryota, Fungi, Ascomycota, Sordariomycetes, Glomerellales, Glomerellaceae. The record is from RefSeq and is a predicted model, not a curated record. The transcript has a single exon. Bases 1 to 546 code for a protein of 181 amino acids.
AUGAACUUUGCGGAUCACUUCGGUAAGCGCCACGAAAGCCCAUUUGCGUCCACAGCCGCUCACGCCAGGCCAGACGGAUGCUCCUUCAUCUAUGAAGAUGACCGAACAACUAUCACAAAUGGCCAUGCGGUGAACAUGGAAGGCCACCCAACCCCCCAGCCACUCAGAGAUCACGGGGUAUCAUCGUCAGACCCACACGAGAAUAUCCGCGCGUGGCUGUCCGGAAUCACUGUCGACGAGGAAAACAAACCUCUCGUCACAGACGUAUUUUAUGCGCUCGGCAACCUGCAAAACAUGGACUCAUCGCCCCAGCCUGCAGAGAUCCAACCAUCAAGGGUUCAAAAGCAGACUAGGGCGAAUGUAAAGGUCCACACCAUGGGCCCGGGAUUUAUUGGAAGAGCGCCGCCGUUCGGAUCAUCGGAGUUCUUCGCCAAUCUGGUUGUGGUAGCCAUCCUACUGUUGUUUGCUCCAGGCUUCACUAUUCUGGCGGCGGGGGUGUUCGUGACCUCUCGGGUUGCCGAGCGGUGGGCUGGACAGGAUCAAUGA